Adineta ricciae is the source of this 702-nucleotide messenger RNA. NCBI's taxonomy places the organism in Eukaryota, Metazoa, Rotifera, Eurotatoria, Adinetida, Adinetidae. The record is from the annotation of a GenBank genome assembly.
AUGUCGAAUAGCAAUGUUGGUGAAACAGUAGUGCUUCCAGCAAUUGGUCAAAUUCAUUCUCGUCAUAUUAGUGUAGCAAAAUUAUUUGGUGUAAAAGCUGGUUCUCAAGCUUCUGCAUUAUCAUCAACAUCAUCGAAAAGUUCCAGUAACAAAGCAAAACCAAGACCAUGUCUGAUUUGGCGAACUUCGCCUUUUGUACAGGUUUUAGUCAUGUCUCGAUUCGAUGGUGUUGAUGUUACCGAUGUUAAUAAUCAUUUUAUGGAUCAUUUACCACGUGAUUAUGUUUUAAAACGACUUAUAGCUGUGCAUGAUAAAGAACCAUUAGGUAAUAGAAGGACAAUAAAGGCUGCGGGAAAAGAAACACCAUUAAUAACCAUUAACACAUAUUUGGUAUUAAUACCUACUAUGGAUGAAGAUACAAGUCCAUAUAAACAAUCUAAUGAAUGUUUUCCUACAGAAGAAUUACAAUACAUUUAUUCAAUUCUUCUUCAAAUUCAUAAUGAAGAAAAUGAAGAACAAAUGAGAAUGCUGCAACAAUCACAUCCUUUACCAGCAUACAAUAGUAAUGAUGAUGUUAACAAAGAUGAAGAUAGAUCUUCUUCAAACUCUUCUUUACCAAUACCAAGACGGCAAAUACAUUUUGUGGAAAUCGAUGUAAAUAAAAAUAAUUAUAUUAAACAAUGGUUAAAUGAUUGUGAGUAA